ACACACACACAUCUGUCAGGUUCGCAGUCUUCCAGCGCCCAGCUAAGCCAUCCCAGUAAACAAACAAAAGAGACCGAUCGACUGCACACAUUCACAGGCGGUUGUCAUGGCGAAGUUUGCAGUUGCUGGACCACAUCUGGCAGUCCUGCUGGUGGUGUUGCGGGUAGCUGGCGCCGCGCCUGCAGACGCCUCUUCCGAAGCGUCUCUCGAUCUUGAUUAUUACGACGACGACUUGUUUGUUCCCCCGACCAAUGAAGGAAAUUUCGACGUUUUCGACUGGCAACUCUGUAAGCACAUGGCACACGAGGAGACUGGGAAUAUGGUGGUGUCCCCGGUCAGCAUAAAGCUUCUGCUCGCCAUGCUGUACGAGGGGGCUGCGGGCAACACGGCCCUGCAGCUGGGGCAGGCCUUGAACCUUCCACAGAGGCUGGAGUCCCGUAAGAAGUUCACCGCCGUUCUCGACUCCUUACUGACGAAGAAGCCAGAGUACCUAUUGCACGUGGGAACAAGGAUGUACGUGCGUAAAGAUGUGACUACGAGACCUCGGUUCUCAAAGAUCUUGCAAAGCUUCUACAACGCAAGCAUCCAUAAUAUCGACUUCCAAGAGUCUUCAAAGGCAGUAGAGACAGUGAACUCGUGGGUCAGUGAGAUCACAAAUGGCAAAAUCAAAACCAUGUUCUCUGCAGAUACGGUAAACCCAUCCACCGUGCUGCUGUUGGUAAACGCAAUCUACUUCAAGGGGUUGUGGCGUUACCCGUUCAACGAGUCCUACACGCGGCCUGGCAAAUUCCAGGUGACUCCCAGCCAGAGCGUCACCGUUCCCUACAUGACCAUGGAACGCGAUCUGUACUGGACGGAGUCCGUGGAGCUGGAGUCCUCGAUACUGAGGCUGCCAUACAUGGGCAACAAGUACUCCAUGUUCAUCGUGCUACCGAACAAGCCAGACGGUCUGAACAAACUUGUGAACACUGCAAGCCCAGCCCUGUUGAGGAAUCAGCUGUUCCACAUGGUUAAGGGCAAAGUGGGAGUCAGACUGCCCAAGUUCAGCUUCGACUUCACGGCGAGGCUCGAGAAUUCCCUACAGGCACUCGGAAUCCGUGACAUAUUCAACGACAGUGCAGCUAAUCUCCCUGGAAUGACGCGAGAGAAAAGCCUGUACGUGUCCAAAGCCAUCCAGAAGGCGGGUCUGGAAGUCAACGAGAGAGGCACCACAGCAUUCGCGAGUACAGGUAUCCAGCUGGACGACAGGUUCGGGAGCGAAGUUACUUUCCACGCUACGCACCCGUUCAUGUUUUUUAUCCAGGACGAGACAAUGGGAACAGUGAUCUUCGUGGGGAAACUCACUAAUCCAAACACCGAACCCGGGUCCCUCAGAAACCCCGAUGAUCGGCCACGUGUUACUGACAAUGUGUCUGGACAGGGUUUACUGGAAAGUCGACUCGGUGCCGAAAACUCCCGCCAGCAAGUUCCUGACAAGCCACAACUAACCACACCCCGAUCACCGAAAAGAACAUUUAACCCCAUAUCAUCCAACACCAUAGAGGGACUCAUUCCCCACAAAGUUUGGGCAUACAUCUCCGAGCAUAUGUUCAAGCUACAGCGAAACGUCCAGUGAAAA
This is a messenger RNA of Zootermopsis nevadensis, 1618 nucleotides long. Its product is annotated as serine protease inhibitor 2. Gene Ontology annotation, molecular function: serine-type endopeptidase inhibitor activity. The record is from RefSeq and is a predicted model, not a curated record. NCBI's taxonomy places the organism in Eukaryota, Metazoa, Arthropoda, Insecta, Blattodea, Termopsidae.